This is a messenger RNA of Neurospora hispaniola, 2111 nucleotides long. RefSeq lists its product as uncharacterized. Lineage: Eukaryota; Fungi; Ascomycota; Sordariomycetes; Sordariales; Sordariaceae. The record is from RefSeq and is a predicted model, not a curated record. The coding region runs from base 220 to 2022 and encodes 600 amino acids. The transcript has a single exon.
UAUCUUGGCUCGAGGCUACUCCUGCUGGUGCAUGUUCGACUACUUCCUACUGCCCUUCGAUGCAGUAGCAGAAGUAAGCGCCACAGGAGACAGAGUUCCGAUGAUCUCAUUGAAGAUCUUGAAUACCAUUUGGGAGGUACCAAGCUCGAUUUCCUACAGGUCCGUAUUAGGUACCAGCACUCUGGCUUUUCGCAGAGAACAGGGCUGUUGCGCAACAACAUGAUGGACGGCAUCGUGAGCCAGGAGACCAUGGUAGAGACCACGGCGGUUGCUGCCAUUGAAAGAAAAGGUUCAUCAUCGCUCUGGUCGCCGCGCGACGUGCUACAGCCCAAUUCAUUAUCUGAAAUUAUUGCACAGCAUUGGGGCGCGGAUACAGAAGGUGAUGUAAUACACCGCAUACUCACUUCGCGGUCCUCACGCCCACAGAGAAGGGCAAGGAAUUUCCAGCAAACGCCUCUGCUUGUCCAUUCAUAUGACACUAGCGGCACAAGUAGUGCAUUUUCCAUCUCUUCUGGUCAAGAUACAAAUCUGAUCCCAAGAGCUCAAAUACGUUUUGGUAUACCGAGACAAGGCCAGAGUGCACUCGCCAUUCGGUUAGCAAAGAGGCCAGCAGCAAGGUUGACUAAUGUAAAAGCAACGGAGUUAAAGAGCGACAAUGUUGUCAGACCUUCCACUCCGCUUACACGUGCAGCGCCUCUCAUCCCAAUACGGCAGACGAGCCUCAAUACCAGGACGCAUGCUCCCAGUUUGUCGGAUGCCGAAGGAGGCCGUGGCAGCCAACAACAGGGCACGUUACAGUCUUUCAAGAAAGACUUCUGGUUUUUUCCAGGUGAGGAGUCAGAUUCGUCGGGAAAUGAUUCUGUUGCUGCCGAAGCAGACGGUUAUUGUGGUCGGGAAGCCAACACUCAUGCGCACGGAUCAGUGACUCGCGAAAUCCGGACAGUCGAUGAGGCUGUUGUAGGACGCCUUUCCAGAAUUGCAUCGAUCUCUUUUGCUGAAGCCUAUAAGGGUGGGGAUUACCAAUCGCAGCAUCUUGAACAUGAUGAGCACGGAAUGUUGAGUGAUGCGAAAGAGAGAGUGACACCAGUAUCAGCACGCUCCUCAUACUCUAAUCAAACAAACUUGGCCUGUUUCCAGUUCACGCGCACACCAAGAACCGGUGGAAGUACGGAUAGUAUAAUAAAGAAGAAUGAGGGCAACUGUAUCAACGCCAGCGGCAGUAGUGACGAUAACGGACGCCCGGAGACGAACGAAUCGAUUUACCAAGGUACUGACAGUCUCCGGACUCGCGUAAGGCCGUCACGACAUUCAUACUCUCCAUCUCUUGGAUCAUCAUCGGCAAUUGCAACAGCAGCAACUUCUCGACAGUACAGGCGGAGAGCGAGUGCAAAACAGCCAUCGCCCCCUCCUCCACGGCUCUCUAUUCCUGGCGCUUCUUCCUCUCCAGAAGGAGUGUCUAGAACAACAUGCCUAAGCCGAACUUCAUCUAUGACCACACGCAAAGCAAGCCCUGCUGACUUUGAGGCCAUGGAGUUUGGUCUUCUUGACACAGGACGGAGCAGAGCCGGACAAGGAAUAAGAGCAACAACAAGAUGCGGGAGGGGAGGAGGAUAUGAUGGUGGCCAUAGCGACCAAGAUCCUCGAGACACUGAGUCCUGUGGUAGGGAUGUUGGCUUCACGAUGCAGACAUUACCGUCGCGGAAUAACCGACAGAGUCGAGUAGAAAAUGGUUCUGGAGGGUUUCUCGGCAUUGACCGUGUUCGUCAAGUUGCCGGCAGUGUGAAUGGACCGAACAAGCUUCGGAGUAGAGUAGCAGCAGUAACAGCUAAAUACGAAAAUGGAGGAGGUGCAGGAGGAAGCCUGAAUGACAGGGCAGGUAGCAGUACCGGUAGUUGGAAGCAGAGAGGGGACCAGGGGAAGGGGGUGAAAGGAACGGAAAGGGGAGAAAGGGCGCGUGAAAACAAGGACAAGGAAAAGGAGAAGCAAUCGGGACGUUGGGCAUGGCCGAUUUGGUGGUUAUGAAAAGACAGGCGGGUUUACGUUGAAGGGAAGCAUCCAUACGUACAUGGUAAAAAGUGUAUUCAUUCCAAGUGUCUAUGAAGGAAACCAUG